Messenger RNA from Angiostrongylus costaricensis, 1575 nucleotides. Lineage: Eukaryota; Metazoa; Nematoda; Chromadorea; Rhabditida; Metastrongylidae. The record is from the annotation of a GenBank genome assembly.
AUGGAACCAGUCACUGGAAUAUACUAUCCGGUUGACCAGUGGCCCAAGAACAGCGGCACCAAUGCUGCUGCUACGACUACUUUAUUGUUGCUUGAUCUGUUGAGGAUUUUCUAUGUGCGGAUUAUUGUGUCCACUAGCAAAUGUGGGGUAGCACUCGAAUCGCUGUCAUCAUUGGCUGAACUUGCAGAGAAUUAUUACCAGAAAAACACCAAAGCGGUGUUUGGGCCGACUUGUUACGAUGACGUUUCAAAAAUUGGCGGAUUGACAAUGGACUUUGAUAUUCUGCAGUUCAAUUCUUGGGUGGACAGUGCUUGCCAUUUUCAACCCAACACGAUUGUUCAGUGGCACGAUCCCGAAUCACAAAAGCAUGUUCACACCCGUCUUCAUCAAACACAACAUGGGCACGCGGCAAUCGUUCCUUCAUGUGGUACCCUAGAGAAACAUGCCUACACGGUAUCAACUACAGGUGUUCUGUCGUUGAUGCGAUCACAUCAUUGGGGACCUAAGCUGCAGUACAAUUCACCAUUCGACACUACUAGUGCAGGCUACCACAAUUCUGCUUCAUGUUUAUGUGAUCACAAAGGAAUUUCGAUUGGCCUCAUUUUCCUUACAUCGUAUUUGGUUUCACCCUAUAAGAGCUUCAUUCUGGAUGAAGUCUACUGCAUGAUUUUUCCGUUUUGGACCUACUCCUACAUGAUAUUUUUGGUGUCUGUGUUCUUUCUGACUGAUAUUUUUCGGCACAAGCCAGUAAUUGUGCUUGAGGGCGCGUGUCUUUCGUCAACCUGGAUUCUUCUUGUGCGAGGCGAACGCAUAGCGCAAAUGCGACUUAUGCAAAUUGUCUCCGGUUUUGCUUCAGCUGCAGAAUUUGCAUACUACUCAUUUCUGUAUGCGAUUGUAAAUGAGAAGAACUAUCGCCGUGUGACGCCAUACGUUCGUUGUGCUGCUCUCACAGGGAAAUUGUUGGCGCUUACCUUGGUUCAAGUCCUCAUUUCUGCCGGAGCUGCUAUAUAUCUGGCAUUGAAUCAGAUGUACAACUAUAUACAAUCUUUGUGGGUUGAGAUGCAGUUGGAUCGGAGCGGUGUUAAAUGUGGUCUGGCGGAGGUUAUAGAUACUGUCGCAGUAGCGGGGUGGCCUAACCAUGGUCUUUCCAGAUGGUUUCUGCAGUCAUUCGUCGGUCUCUGUGAUUGGAUACUUGAUUUGUCAGCUGACGACAAGAUUGCUACCGAUAAGAGGCCAGAAUCUCUUCGAAUCGAUGAACCCUCAUAUGGUGCUACCGUUAGUAAGCCAGAAGCUCUAGAAAGGUUCGUCGUGUAUGCAACGUAUUUCGCCUUGGUGGCUAUGUUAUUUCGUAUCAUCUUCAUUCACUCGCGGUUUAAGAAAUUGCAGAAGAUUACUGAGAGCAGCUGUCUGGUAUUCCUUUGCGGUUCUACUCUUUUGUACUCACUUCGUGUUCGGGAUAGGCUUGGAAAAUUGUCGGUGGCUGAAUUGUGCAUGAUCAAUGAAGAACCAGUCAUGCCAAAUCCGAGCAGCGAAGUAAACAUUCAGUCAUCCCAAAGGAAAAUCUACAGACAUUAG